This is a messenger RNA of Priceomyces carsonii, 1407 nucleotides long. RefSeq names its product Rch1p (gene RCH1). NCBI's taxonomy places the organism in Eukaryota, Fungi, Ascomycota, Pichiomycetes, Serinales, Debaryomycetaceae. The coding region runs from base 1 to 1407 and encodes 468 amino acids. Gene Ontology annotation, cellular component: plasma membrane. The transcript has a single exon. The record is from RefSeq and is a predicted model, not a curated record.
AUGAAUUGGGAAGAUUUAAAGAAAAAUAAGGUCUUCAGAAUAUUUUAUGAAAUAUGGAGGUUUCUUGUUAAGCAAUGGUUUUUUGUAUUCUUAGGUGUCUUCAUUGGACUUGCAUAUCGCUUUCCACAGUUUGCUAAACAGGGAGGAAUGAUAAAAGCAGAGUAUAGUAUUGAAUAUGGUGCUGUAGCAGUGAUAUUCUUGAUUAGUGGUCUUUCAAUGCCUUCCAAAGAGCUAUUUGCGAAUAUUUUACACUGGAGAGCACAUUUCACAGUCCUUUCUAUGUCAUUUCUCAUCACGAGUUCCAUAAUAUAUGGAAUUGUAUGCGGAAUCAAAGCUUCAAAGAACACGAACAUAAACGACUGGGCAUUGGUUGGUAUGAUAGUUACUUUUUGCUGUCCCACCACAGUGUCAUCUAAUGUCGUUAUGACGAAACAGGCAGACGGAAAUGACGUUUUGACAUUAUGCGAGGUCUUUUUAGGGAAUGUUUUAGGUGCUUUCAUUACUCCGGCCUUAGUACAGAUGUAUGCGAGGGGAGAAUGGGAGUUCGGAAACCCUACUCAUCAGGCGGAUGGAGACGGUAACGUUAAAGAUUUGUACCGACAGGUGAUGAAGCAACUUGGUUUAUCUGUUUUUGUCCCCUUGUUUGUUGGUCAGGUGGCUCAAAAUGUAUUUCCCAAAUUUGUUAAGAAAUUUGUAUCAAUGUUCAAACUUGGGAAAAUCGGUUCCUUCAUGUUGUUAUUGAUUAUGUAUCAAUCAUUUUCAACAGCAUUUGCUCAAAAUGCUUUCGAGGACGUUUCUCAUGCCACUAUUAUAUUUAUUGUGUUUUUCAAUAUUGGCAUUUAUUUAUUUUUUACAGUUCUUUGCUAUGCAUACUCCAGGCCAAUUUUCAUUAAAAGAGCAUUUGAAAUACCUCCUGAUGAGAACUCUACAAUGUUAUACAAGUUCGGAUAUAAUAAUUUGAGGAGUUUUUAUUACAACAAAAGAGAUACAGUUGCGGUCAUGCUCUGUGGACCUGCCAAAACAGCAGCUUUGGGAGUUUCUUUAAUUUCUUCUCAAUACGGAUCAAACAAUCCAAAGCUAGGUAUCCUUUUGGUACCUCUUGUUUUAUUUCAGGCUGAACAGGUGGUCACAGCUCAGGUUUUAGUCGUUUUUAUGAAGAAAUGGGUACAUCUGGAUGAUCCCAAAUCUGAUGAAGAAGCACCUGAUGAAGCUAGUGCUGGAUCAAAUAAUGCAGAUAACGAAGAAUACGAUAAUGACUACGAUGACGAUGGAUUUGCACCAGCACAUUCAGAUGAGGAUGAAAGUCUGACCACUGCUGGACUGAUUACUGCUGGCAUCCGCAAAGCAGAAAAUAUUUUCCGUCUGAUCUCGUCUUCGUCGGAACCCACUAAAACUCAACCUGAUUAG